Molecule: messenger RNA, 5151 nt
Organism: Mugil cephalus (flathead mullet)
Lineage: Eukaryota; Metazoa; Chordata; Actinopteri; Mugiliformes; Mugilidae
Product: HHIP-like protein 1
Exons: 15
Coding region: 833-3772 (979 amino acids)
Cellular component (GO): membrane
Source: RefSeq, a predicted model, not a curated record
ACGGGAAGGAAUGCACGUGUCUUUGUCAGAGAGUGAAAAAGCAAAUGAAAAGAGUAGAGGAGGAGGAGAAGGAGGAGAAGGAGGAGGAGGAAAGAAGCGAGGAGGGUGGGAUCUCAGCUGAGGCUGCAGCGUGGCUCUGUGUCUGAAUGAAAGAACCUCUCUCUCUCUCACACGUUCUCCUCCUGUCUCUCUGUGUAUACGACUCUUGCACGUUGCAGCAAAUGAGGCACGCUGGAAGCAAAUACUGAGAGACCGUACGACUUCACGCAGGAAGCAACUGUUUUGCUGAGGACUCGGCUGAAGGAAUUUGUGUUGUGAUCUGCAGGUGUUUGCACAGAUACUGCAUGACGAGAACUGAACCCCUUCUCAUCGCAGGAUUUCUGGAUAUUGGUUCUACCACCUUCCUGGACUUCAGAUCAAAAGAACUCACCAGAUCUUGAUCACUCUGACUUUAUUUCAUCUUUCUUGCACACAUCUUUUUGCUCAGCCCGCCACGUGUGAUGUGUGUGUUGUUAAUUUAACCAGGGCAACCCUGAGAGGUUUGUAGGUCUCUGGCCAGCUUGCAGGCAGGUGUGAUGCUGGGUCAGUGUGUUUGAUACACACACAUAUAGUUGCCUCAAAGCGAGGAGAACAGAACAUCAAAUGAAAACAUGACAUAUUCCCAGAUGUUAUAGAAACUCUAACUUUGAGUCUCAUACCUGUGCUUCAACUGUCCCGGUGGAGAUGUAAUACAGCAUCACAUUUCUGUUUUCUCAGACAUUACACUCAAAUACCAACAACUUUUACUUACAAAGGCAAACUCACUUGUUCUAAAAGACGGCCUAUUUUCACCAUGAGCCUACAGACUGGUAUUUUGCUCCGCCAGUGCAUCUUGCACAGCUUCUCCCCUCACCUACUCCUCCCUGUCCUGCUGCUGCUCCUCCAGGCCUGGUGGGGGAGCUGUCACCCCCAGUGUUUGGAUUACAAGCCUCCAUUUCAGCCCAGACAGCCACUGGCCUUCUGCAAAGAGUACUCCAAGUUUGGAUGCUGUGAUGUGGAAAAAGAUGAGGAGCUAUCCAUCAGGUUUUACAGCAUCAUGGAGAACUUUGACCAUUCAGGUUACGUAACCUGUGGCAGAUACAUACGCAGCAUCCUCUGCCAGGAGUGUUCUCCCUAUGCCGCCCACUUAUAUGAUGCCGAGGAUGCCAACACACCCAUGAGGAUGCUACCUGGGCUGUGUGGGGAUUACUGCUUCGACUACUGGCGCCUUUGUCGCUACACGCUCAGCCUCCUCCUGGAGGACCUGGGGAGUCCUGGGCAGUUUGCAAACCUGACUGUCGCAAUUGAGGAAGAUCGCAGAAAGUUCUGUGAUUUCCUGGAGCUGAAGGACAGACAGUAUUGCUAUCCUAAUGUCUUGACAAAUGCAGAGCUAAAUGCGAACCUUGGCUCGGUACGCGAGGAUCCCAAAGGCUGUUUGGAGCUGUGCCUGCAGGAAGUUGCCAACGGCCUACGUAACCCCGUGGCCAUGAUCCAUGCAGAUGAUGGAACUCAUCGCUUCUUUGUUGCGGAGCAGCUUGGUUACGUGUGGGUGUAUUUGGCCAACGGCUCCAGGAUCGAUCGUCCUUUCCUCAACCUCACGCAGGCCGUCCUCACGUCGCCUUGGUCUGGAGACGAGAGGGGAUUCCUUUGCAUAGCGCUGCAUCCAAGAUUCACCACUGUCAAAAAAGCCUACGUGUACUACUCAGUGUCUGUCAAGAAGGAGGAGAGGAUACGAAUAAGCGAGUUCACGCUAUCAACACACGAUGAAAACCAACUAGACCAUUCCUCUGAGAGAACCAUCCUGGAGGUAGUGGAGCCGGCAUCUAACCACAAUGGAGGACAGCUUCUCUUUGGUCAUGACGGAUAUCUGUACAUCUUCAUUGGUGAUGGUGGGCGAGCCGGGGACCCAUUUGGAAAGUUUGGCAACUCACAGAACAAGUCAACACUUCUUGGCAAGGCGUUGCGAAUUGAUGUCGACAACAAUGAUGAUGGUGCCCCGUACAGCAUUCCCUCCGACAACCCCUUCCUGGGGGAGAAGGGGGCAAAACCUGAGAUUUAUGCAUAUGGUGUUCGCAACAUGUGGCGUUGUUCGAUUGACCGGGGUGACCCCAUUACGGGCAGCGGCAGAGGCAGGAUGUUUUGUGGUGACGUGGGCCAGAACAAAUAUGAAGAGGUGGACCUCAUUGUCAAAGGUGGCAACUACGGAUGGAGAGCCAAGGAAGGCUUCAGCUGCUACGAUCGCAAACUAUGUCAAAACUCAUCUCUUGAUGAUAUCUUGCCCAUCUUCGCCUACCCACACAAGCUGGGAAAGUCAGUGACAGGAGGAUACAUCUACAGAGGAUGUCAGAUGCCCAACCUCAACGGCCUUUACAUCUUUGGGGAUUUCAUGAGUGGGCGUUUGAUGUCUCUUAAGGAGAAUGCCACCACAGGUGAAUGGCAGUACAAUGAGAUAUGUAUGGGGGGAGAGCAGACCUGCAAAUUCCCCAAACUCAUCGACAGUUACUACAAAUACAUCAUCUCUUUUGCCGAGGAUGAAGCAGGUGAAUUGUAUUUCUUAGCCACAGGAGUCCCGAGUGCCACAGCGAGAGCAGGAAUCAUCUAUAAAAUUGUGGACACUUCCAGGCGAGCACCACCAGGGAAAUGCACCAUCAAGCCUUCACCUGUCAAGAUAAAGGGAAAACUGGUUCAUUUCCACCCCAAAGAAGAGUUCGUAAUCAACAGGAAACCAACCACCACACCUGUUCCCACGACAACCACCCCAAGAACUACAACCACAAGGAAACCACCAUCAAGAAAGUCACCUAUAAUAAUAAUAAAACCACCGAUGCCGACAAGAAAAACUCAGAGAAGGUUGCCACCGCCGCCGCCGUCAACAGCAGCGACGAGGAAAACGACAAUCAAGACGACAUUACCGGCGACAACACCAACUAGCAAAGCAACAAUUAAAACAACAAUAAAGCCGACAACCGUGCCUACAACUGCCCAGAUGGCCAUAACUACAACUCCUGCCACUACACCCACUGGUUAUCGUGCAGCCGUCAUGACGGCAGCCCCUAAGAUGGCUCAGUCCCCAGCCAUCACAACACCUUCAACAAGGAGACACUGGAGACCCCCAUCUAGAACCACCUCCAAGCCUCCAACCUCACCACAGCCUCCUGCUUCUGCUUCCCCACCAUCGCCGAAAAGACCCCACGUGGGUUUGAGUUCUACACCCAAUCCCAGAGCAGCGACCACAAUAUGGGCGCCGUAUCCGAGCCAGAAGCCUGCUGUGUCACCGCUGAGACCAUCAAUCAACCCCACACUGACUAAAACACAGGAAGAGAAGCUGCGCCUUGGAGAGAAGCUGGAAAACACUGACGCGGGCAACCAAGUACAUAAGAGGCCCAGAGGAAGAGGUAGAGGUCACGGUCACAGGAGAGGAAGGCUCCGGGCGGGCUCGGUGCGCCUCGUGAGCGCUGAUGGUUUACCAAGUCGGGGACGACUGGAGAUCUUUAUCCGAGGGGAGUGGGGGACGGUGUGCGACGACCUCUUCACCAUCAAGGCAGGGGCCGUCGUGUGUCGACAGCUCGGCUACGCAACAGCGCAGGCGGUGUUGAAGAGGGCCGCCUUCGGGGAGGCGCACGGCAGCGUGAGGAUCCUGUUGGACGACGUGCAGUGUGAGGGUGGGGAGCGGUCGCUGCUGGAGUGCAAGAGGUCCAAGGUCGGGAGACACAACUGCACACAUGGGGAGGAUGUAGGGGUUAUCUGCGGCUAGCCAAGACGGGUUCGAAAUAAAAAUAUAGGAAGAAAAGACGCGACAGAGGAAUGCAUGGUACUAUAGCUUGUGUUCUGCACAUUUUUAAGGAUAAUCUUUGACAAGGUCAAAAUCUCCAUUAUUAGUAGUGUGUCAUUUUUGCAUGUUUUACAUAUUGACGUUGUAGUUUUCAUUUCACACCCACCGCUGAAUGCUCAGUUGCGCCUUCACGCAUUUUCCACUUUUAGGAAAGAGGAGUGAAGGAGGAGUAUCCCCCCCUCAUUAAACAUUUCUCUGGGCCUAUUUAAAGACAGUUUUGCUUCAACCUGUCGUUGUUUAAAAAUGAACCAUCCACAUAUUGGAAGACUGCAAUCAAAUGAAAUAAUAACUUAUUAACUAACUGAAGUUAGCUCAUACACAUUCAUGGGAUUUGAUUUGAUGAAUGCUCACUCAUUCUUAGCACGUAUGUGAGAAUGGCAUCAAAAUCUGAGAUAACAACUGGAAUACACUGAUCAGCCACAACAUUAAAACCAGUAAAUAAUAUUGGUCAUCUUGUGACAAUACAGCGUUCUGCUGGGAAACUUUUGGAUUGAGCAUUAAGCACGUGGAUGUUUCUUACACAUGUACCCCCCACCUAGAGCAGAUCAGGCGCCCCCAUCCCAUAGCAAUGACACUCAGAAUGCAGUCUGACACAAGGAAUCACAGAAAACACUACAAGGUGAAUCUACCUAUAGGAUCCAAAGGCCAGACACCACAGGACACACUCAGAAGGCCCAUGUCCACUCUCUGAUGAGUCACAACUGGUUUGGAGGCGCAAGGGAGACCUACACAAUAUUGGGAAGGUGGUCAUAAUGUUGUAGCUGAUUGUUGUAUAGUCCAAUCAUUUCAAAGUAAUUGCAGUUAUUGCCUACUCUCAUCAAAAUACAUCUGCACAGAGACAUGAGACAUACCACAUCUCAUCGUUAACCAGACUAAUUGAAGAAGUUUUGUUGUUGCAAAAGGAUCAACAUCUGAUGAAGGUUUUGUUGCCCCUUUUCACUUAAACAUUAUCAAACUAUUUUAUUAUACAUAUAAAGAAACUGGUUGAAGUGGACUUAGCAAAUUUUGGACAAACCUUAGCAAUGUUCUAGCUGACUUUAUACUGUAUGUCUCAACAAAAAGAGACGCUUUUAAAAUUAUGAGAAAACAUAUUUUUGUAUUGUACAAUUGCAACAGAUUUAUUUUCUACAACAGUUUUUUUUACUACUUUUGAUAUGGCUUGAAUGUAGUUUGAAGAGGGAAAUUAGUGUUUUAACACAGAAAUUCUGUACGAUGAAUGUAAUAAAAUGUUUUCACUUUGACGUGAAGAGAUUUGAAGGCACAGGGGGCCUGUUAUAUGAAUAAAGUUUAUUGCAAAAUGA